Penicillium maclennaniae is the source of this 1377-nucleotide messenger RNA. Its product is annotated as tRNA dimethylallyltransferase. The transcript has 3 exons. The record is from RefSeq and is a predicted model, not a curated record. NCBI's taxonomy places the organism in Eukaryota, Fungi, Ascomycota, Eurotiomycetes, Eurotiales, Aspergillaceae. Gene Ontology annotation, biological process: tRNA modification. Gene Ontology annotation, molecular function: ATP binding; nucleic acid binding; tRNA dimethylallyltransferase activity. Bases 1 to 1377 code for a protein of 458 amino acids. Gene Ontology annotation, cellular component: mitochondrion.
AUGAAUCCUCUCAUCGCCGUCGUCGGCGCAACAGGGACGGGCAAGUCGAAGCUCGCUGUGGACUUGGCCUCCCGCUUCAAUGGUGAAAUUAUAAAUGGCGACGCGAUGCAGAUGUAUCGCGGCCUGCCCAUCAUUACCAACCAGAUCCCCACUGAGGAACGAAAUGACAUCCCCCACCACCUGCUGAGCUGUAAGCGGAAGCCUGGCGCAUUGGCCAUUUCAAGAGGGGAAGCUCUUCGACUCAUCGACGAUAUUCGAUCGCGCGGAAAACUGCCCAUCCUAGUCGGAGGAACACAUUACUACACGCAGGCAGUCCUGUUCAAGGACCAGCUGAUUGGGGAAGGCUCAGAUGCGGAUGAGGGACCGGAGCCCACAAGAGAGCUAUCUUCGGCUUCAGAUAAAUGGCCAAUUCUCGAUUCAUCUCCAGAAGUAUUGAUGGAGAAACUUCGCGAAGUUGACCCAAUCAUGGCUGAGCGAUGGCACCCAAAGGAUGUACGGAAGAUCAGGCGAUCAUUAGAAAUCUACUUUCAAACAGGGAGAAGAGCAUCCGAAAUCUACGCAGAACAGAAACUUCUCAAGAACGAGGCAGUCAUGAAGGAUGAAGGUCUAUUACGAUUCGAUAACACACUGAUCUUCUGGGUCCACGCAGAGAAAGAGGUUCUCAAUGCGCGACUGGAUUCGCGUGUCGACGACAUGAUUAAACAGGGCUUGAUGGCCGAGGCUCAGACAAUGUUCGACUAUCUCCAGGAGAAAAAAUCUCAAGGCAUAGACGUCGACCAGACACGCGGUGUUUGGGUGUCCAUCGGGUUUAAAGAGCUGGCGCCGUAUUUCGCGGCCGUCCAGGAAGCAGAACUGAGUGCAGAACAGCUCGCGGACCUCAAGUUGCGCUGUGUUGAAUCAAUCAGAACCGCGACACGUCAAUAUGGGUCGUCCCAAAUCAAAUGGAUACGGAACAAAUUAUGGCGGGCACUCUCAGAUGCUGACAUGACGCGUCGUCUCUACAUCAUGGACAGCAGCAAUGUCAAGGACUGGGAUGAGUGCAUCAGCAAGCCAUCUGAGAACAUUGUGCAACUACUGCUUGAAGGAAAAGCAACGCCCGAUCCCAAAGCACUCUCGAAGCUGGCCAAAACUGUCCUCAGCGCAAAAGAGGAGCAAGCGCGUGCACAGCCAAUGUCCGACAUGCAGUGUUUUACUUGCGAUAUAUGCAACAAGACGAUGAACGGCGAAGAACAGUGGAAUGUUCACCUGAAUGGUUACAGCCACAAAAGAGCAGCCAAGUCCGCAGCAAGGAAAGCCGAACGAGACGCUUAUUUCCGAAGAAAGGAAUUAGAAGCUCAACAGGCUCCGGACUCUGGGGCUGAUUCCCGAGCCAUCUGA